GAUGCCCAGACAGUUUCCAAAGCUGAACAUCUCUGAGGUUGAUGAGCAAGUGCGACUUCUAGCAGAGAAGGUGUUUGCUAAAGUACUCCAAGAAGAAGACAGCAAAGAUGCCUUGUCACUGUUCACCGUGCCUGAAGACUGCCCUAUUGGGCAGACAGAGGCCAAGGAAAGGGAACUGCAGAAGGAACUGGCAGAACAACAGUCUGUGGAAACAGCUAAAAGGAAGAAAAGUUUCAAGAUGAUUCGAUCCCAGUCUUUGUCGUUACAAAUUCCAUCUCAGGAAUGGAAAGCACCAUCAGCCAAUCCUAUUCUGUCACCUGCAACACCAGUUCUUCCAAGUGCUUUUCUGCCAGCCCAAGUGCCAUAUGAUGUACCAGAGUUUCAGAGAGUUUCAAUUAGUGGGGACUACUGUGCAGGGGUUACAGUUGAUGAUUAUGAACAAGCUGCCAAGAGCCUGGUGAAAGCUCUUCUCAUUCGAGAAAAGUAUUCACGUCUUGCCUACCAUCGCUUCCCAAGAACAACAUCUCAGUAUUUGUGUAGCAUGCGAGGUGAAAAAUGGAAGGUUGAAGAUGAAGUGUAUCCAGAAUUCCAUUCACCCCCAGAAGAAAAUGAAGAUCCUUACAAUCUCGAUGAUGCUCCAGACAAUUUGGAUUAUGUUAUCAAGAUAAAAGGUGGCAUUCCCUUUGUUUAUGAUAACAAAGAAAUGAUGGAACUCAAUGAGCCUCGGAGUCUGCCAUAUCCUGACCUGGAGACCUAUACCCUUGAUCUGAGCCAUGUUCUUGCUCUAAUUGCAGAUGGUCCAACAAAAACAUAUUGUCAUCGGAGGCUUAACUUUUUAGAAUCUAAAUUUAGUUUACAUGAGAUGUUAAAUGAAAUGUCGGAAUUUAAAGAACUAAAGAGUAAUCCCCAUCGAGACUUUUAUAAUGUGAGAAAGGUUGAUACUCAUAUCCACGCUGCUGCUUGCAUGAACCAGAAACACUUGUUGAGGUUUAUUAAGCACACGUAUCAAACGGAGCCCAACAGGAUUGUUGCAGAGAAAAAAGGCAAGAAGAUGACUUUAAAGCAAGUCUUCGAAAGCCUUCACAUGGACCCUUAUGACCUCACUGUAGACUCUUUAGAUGUCCAUGCAGGUCGUCAAACAUUUCAUCGAUUUGACAAAUUCAAUUCCAAGUACAAUCCAGUUGGUGCCAGUGAGCUGAGGGACUUGUAUUUGAAAACUGAAAACUAUAUUGGUGGUGAAUAUUUUGCUCGUAUGGUAAAGGAAGUAGCCCGUGAACUGGAAGAAAGUAAAUACCAGUACACAGAACCCCGCUUAUCCAUUUAUGGACGGUCUCCAGAUGAAUGGCUGAACUUGGCAAAAUGGUUCAUCAAACAUAAAGUUUAUUCCCCUAAUAUGCGCUGGAUAAUUCAGGUUCCCAGAAUCUAUGACAUAUUUAGGUCAAAAAAUAUUCUGCCUAGUUUUGGGAAGAUGUUGGAGAACAUCUUUGUACCUUUAUUUGAAGCAACAAUCAAUCCCAAAGACCACAAAGAAUUGCACCUUUUCCUCAAAUAUGUGACUGGCUUUGACAGUGUUGAUGAUGAAUCCAAACAUAGUGGCCACAUGUUCUCUGACAAGAGCCUUAACCCUGACCUCUGGACCAGUGAGAAGAAUCCCCCAUACAGCUAUUAUUUAUAUUAUAUGUAUGUGAACAUCAUGUUGCUAAACAACCUUAGGAGACAGAAAUUCUGUCAGAACUUAUGCAUUCCUUCUUUACCUCAAGAUCAUUUCAACUACAGCAUGUGUACUUUUCUGUUUCGACCUCACUGUGGAGAAGCUGGGUCUAUCACACACCUUGUAUCAGCCUUUCUGACAGCAGACAACAUUUCUCAUGGAUUGCUCUUGAAGAAGAGUCCUGUCCUCCAGUAUCUCUAUUAUCUUGCACAAAUACCCAUUGCUAUGUCUCCACUUAGUAACAACAGCCUGUUCCUGGAGUACUCAAAAAAUCCACUACGGGAAUUUCUACACAAGGGACUUCAUGUCUCCCUCUCCACAGAUGACCCUAUGCAGUUUCAUUAUACCAAGGAAGCUCUCAUGGAAGAAUAUGCUAUUGCAGCCCAGGUGUGGAAACUAAGUACCUGUGACUUGUGUGAAAUAGCAAGAAACAGCGUACUACAGAGCGGAUUGUCAGAUAAG
Molecule: messenger RNA, 2173 nt
Organism: Tauraco erythrolophus (red-crested turaco)
Lineage: Eukaryota; Metazoa; Chordata; Aves; Musophagiformes; Musophagidae
Source: RefSeq, a predicted model, not a curated record